Schistocerca gregaria is the source of this 2407-nucleotide messenger RNA. RefSeq names its product PSME3-interacting protein. Gene Ontology annotation, cellular component: nucleus. The transcript has 6 exons. NCBI's taxonomy places the organism in Eukaryota, Metazoa, Arthropoda, Insecta, Orthoptera, Acrididae. The coding region runs from base 133 to 1014 and encodes 293 amino acids. The record is from RefSeq and is a predicted model, not a curated record.
ACGUAUUAAUUAGGCAGAUGUCGCUCCAUGCUCUGAGUUAUCUUUCGUUCAGAGAGUUUGAAAAGUUGUGGGGAGAAGGAUUGGAAUGUAGUGAGUUUUGAGAAAGGCAUAAGGAAGAAACAUCAAAUCGGAAUGAGUUCAGGCUUUAUCUCAGAAGCAGAACUCGCGGAGCGACGAAGGAUUCGACAAGAACAGUGGGAUAAAGUUCGGAAGCCUGGACAACCAGAAGAGUGUCCUGAGGAGGAAUAUGAUCCUCGAUCACUGUUUGAACGUCUUCAGGAACAGAAGCAGAAACGAGAACUGGAAUAUGAGGAAGCACAUAGAUUGAAGAACAUGAUAAAAGGCCUAGACGAUGAUGAAAUAGAAUUCUUGGACCUUGUCGAUCGAACAAAGCUUGAGGCAGAAAGACUGAAGUCACAGGAGGAAGCAAGAGAGAUACGUGACUUCCGUGAUGCAGUUGCUCGUCAGCAGGAACGCAGCAUUGAGGACAGAAUCAACUCCGAGAUCCGUUCACGACCACCUUCCACUGCAUCUAGUCAGAGUUCUGCCAGCAGUCGCAGUUCUCAGGCACGUUUGCUAACUGGAGCAGUCAGGAAGCGCCGAGCACCAUCCCCUUCAUCAUCCACCACUACAGCUGUUGUGGAUGGAGGCAACUCUCAGCCAAAAAAGAGACCUUUAGAAAACAGCAAUGAAGAGAGUAAAACAGAAGAUGACAGUGGCAGCUCUUCAGAUCAUGCUGAACUCAACAGCCGUGAGACUGAACAAAAUACCUCUCCUGCUUCACAGAAUUCUGUCAAGAACAUCAGUAGUCUCCACUGUAUUGGUAUCUUACCAGGUUUAGGUGUUUACCCUGACUCAAGUGACAGCGAGCAGAGUUCAGACACAGAUGCGGAGCUGACUCUAUCAUCAGGCUAUGACCUACUAGGUCGGAAGCUGGCUACAGGUGCUGGAGGUGCAGCUGCACGCAAGGCUGCACAGCAACAGGCCAAAGCUGCUGAUGCAUCGGGAAGGUGAGCGCUCAGCGCUCGUCAUCACAACAUUCUGCGAAAGGAUUGCCUACACAUUCCACCUAUGCGUUUCUGCUAUGUUAGAGUUGUUGGCUGGUGCAUUUGGGAACUGACCUUUUAUAUGGAAUUCUGUGUGAAGCUUGUUUUCCAGCCACUCUUUCAUAGUCACAGGAGACAUUUCUUAAUUGAAUGACAUAUCUUGCAAUAGUGCAAAAAAGAGUUUUAGUAAAAAUAUCCAUAACUGUGCUUUCAGGUCGUUCAACUGUGAUUUUUAAAGGGACAGAUAUUUCCCCCCCUUGAAAUUUCACAUAUGUUGAACAAUGUGUAAUUUGUUGAAGUAUUCUAGAUGUGGGGGCUUUAGGAAUUUAUAUCCACAUAUUUUUAGAAUUUGCAUUGAAAAUUCAUUUUGGCUGUAGAACAGGUGGGUGGAAUGCCACAAAGUUCUGAUUUUGGCAGUUGCUUACAUCUCAUUCUCCUGCCCUUCUUCACAUUAUCUUACUUUUUACCCAUAUGUUUUGCAUAUCUAAUCAUUGCAAGAAAAAAUAAAGUGCUGUAUUCUUUCAAUUGCUGGACAGAACUUUCAACUUGUGGGAAGGUGCUGAAAGUUGAUGGUUGUUCUGAUUGCAGUGAGGAUGUCGAUCCAGGUAGCUAUGGCAGCUGCAUUGAAGAUGAUGAAUAUUUCAGUGAAUGAAGACAUCAUGAUCCAAUCUGGAGCAUUCCACAGCUUCUAUCAACAGUAGUAACGGAACAUAUGAAAGUCAGUUGUUUAAUAAUGGGUGUAUUUUGUUUUAUGUGCUUUCAGUAUGAGUAGAAAUAAAAACUGAGAUGCUAAUAUGUGUGAUACGUCUUAGGCAAUUGAUUCCAACCACUCAUUGUUACUGAAAUACUAAAAACAAAUGCAUAAAAUGUAAAACUGUCAUGUUUUAAAAUAUUGCAAUGCUCAUUUAAUUGCUUUGUUAUGGCUCCAAGCCACGUGUGAACAUUAAUGUCCAGUGAUUGGUUAACACAUCCUUGCCCAGGCAUAUUUGGCUUAUGUUGAUUUUGUUACAACCAAGGAUUAAUGUUAAAGUUGUUUCUUUGUGUUUGUCUUUAUUUCCUAUGUUUUGUAACUGUAACCUGAGUGUUUGUCUUAACAGUAUGAAAAUGAAAUAACUGCAUCCAAAAAUGCAUGUUUGAGGUUGAGUUCAGUUUGUAGGUAGAUUUGUUUUGCCUAAGUCAUCUGUUGUAUGUGUAUAGAAGAUACUGUGUAAUGCAUAAUCCUUAUGACAGGAAACAGCACUUGUACAUUCAUACACCAGAAAGAGUUGAAUAAAAAUAUAAACGUACAAUAAGUUUAUUUUUGUUUAUAUACACUAAAUUUGUCACACAUUCAUGUCAAUUAAAUGUAAAGUAAAAAACAA